CUGUCUUGUCUCUAAGAACCUCCCUCUGGGUUUCCUCCGGCUUUAAGGAGCUGAUUGUUGUGAGCUGCAGACAGACUGAACUCUAGACCAGCUCCUCCAUCUUCUCAUCACCAUGAGGUUCGAGGAAAUCCUGGAUGAUGUCGGCGGCUUCUCCAAGUUCCAGUUCCUGCUCCUGUUCAUCCUGUGCAUCCCCCGGGCCAUCCUCCCGCUGCACUACCUCCUGCACAACUUCAUAUCUGCCACUCCUCAACACCGCUGCUCCCUGGGAAGUCUGGAGGAGAACGACGGGGGCGACUCCGGCCUCGGGGCCCCGCUCCAGGACGACGGCUCCUUCAGCUCCUGCAGGGUCUACGUCUACGAACCCUCCCUGACCUUUAACCUCAGUGAAGCCAACGAGACCGCACCUUGUCCUCAUGGAUGGAUCUACGACCAGUCGCAGUUCAGCUCCACCACGGCCAGUGAGUGGGACCUGGUGUGUGAUGACAAACAUCUGAAUCAAGCUCUAGCCACCUACUUCUUCCUCGGGGUCAUGUUUGGAUCCAUUCUGUUUGGACAGCUUUCUGACAAGUUUGGUCGUAAGUCCAUGUACCUCGUGGCUUUGAUCGCCUCCACCCUGCUGGGAGCCACCUCAGCCUUCUCCACCUCCUAUGUCAUGUUCGCCGUCUCCAGAGCCCUCUGUGGUGCAGCCCUCAGUGGACUGUCAAUCAUCAUUGGGGCCCUUGGUAUUGAGUGGACGGACGUGAAGCACCGGACAUUCUCUGGUACCAUCAUGGGUUUGACAUGGAGCUUGGGGAACAUGCUUCUGGCCGUUCUGGCCUACUUCAUACGGGACUGGAGGCACUUAAUGCUGGCGGUGACGGCGCCCUGCAUCGCUGCCAUCAUCUCCUGGUGGUGGCUGCCGGAGUCGGCGCGCUGGUUGUUGGCCAACAGCAGAAGGGACGAAGCCAGGAAGUAUCUGGUCCAGUGUGCUAAGAUGAACGGGAAGAAUGAAUACGCAUCUAGACUGGACUCUGAGUUUCUAAAAAAGGUGAAAUUACCGGAGGCUGAAAAGACCCACUCGUACCUGGACCUGGUCAGAACCCCUCAGCUGAGGAAGAUGACCCUGUGCUGUGGGUUAUUCUGGUUUGCUGUUGCCUUCCUGUACUACGGUAUCAGCUUCAGAAUCUCAGGCUUCGGCGUCAGUAUCUACCUCACGCAGUUCAUCUACGGCGCCAUCGAGACUCCUGCCAAAAUAGCCACGUACUUCAUCCUGGAUUCAGCAGGUCGCAGGAACGGCCAGGCCGGCUUUCUGAUCGCCACAGGGGCCCUGAUCGGAAUAAACACAGCCAUACCUCUAGAGUACACUGUGGUUCGUACGUGCGUCGCGGUGGUGGCGAAGGGUUUCUCUGAGGCAGCGUUCACCACAGCGUACCUUUACACGGCGGAGCUCUUCCCAACUGUGAUCAGGCAGUGUGGUUUAGGCUACGCUAACUGCAUCGGGCGGAUCGGGAGUUCCUUGGCUCCGUUGGUCAUGAUGCUGGAGGACACCUGGCUUCUCCUGCCCCCCCUCAUCUUCGCUGGGACGGGGUUAGUCAGCGGCUUCGUUGUCUUCGCCCUCCCAGAGACGCUCAACGUCCGUCUGCCUGAAAACGUGGCCGACGUCGAGGAGGGAAGACACAGGCAGAGUGACACAAGUGACGACGAAGCAAAGAUUGAGCUGCAGAAAAUAAACAGCCACGACUCAGCGGACAGAACAGAGACUGAACACUGAGUGUUGAGAGGAGUCUGCAGUGGAUCCACCGGUGCUUCCUCAUCUUCACGUACAUCCUCAGUGGUUUCAUUUAGACCUCAGAGGGAUUAGAACAGGAAUCCAGAACAUGUUCAGUCUCUAGUAAAGACGACGUUUAAAACCUUCAUCUGGCUGCUGCUGCUCUGACUGUUGAUCCUGAGGAGUUUUAUUGUCUGUUAAAACAAACCUGUCAUUUUAUAUUUACUCAGUGAAUUUAACUAAAUGCAUUAAACAGGGAACAGUAAAAAAAAAAAAAAAAAAA
Molecule: messenger RNA, 2030 nt
Organism: Mugil cephalus (flathead mullet)
Lineage: Eukaryota; Metazoa; Chordata; Actinopteri; Mugiliformes; Mugilidae
Gene: slc22a7a
Product: solute carrier family 22 member 7a
Exons: 10
Coding region: 113-1750 (545 amino acids)
Biological process (GO): transmembrane transport
Cellular component (GO): membrane
Molecular function (GO): transmembrane transporter activity
Source: RefSeq, a predicted model, not a curated record